Molecule: messenger RNA, 1433 nt
Organism: Tuber melanosporum (Perigord truffle)
Lineage: Eukaryota; Fungi; Ascomycota; Pezizomycetes; Pezizales; Tuberaceae
Exons: 5
Coding region: 132-1433 (433 amino acids)
Biological process (GO): rRNA processing
Cellular component (GO): nucleolus; preribosome, small subunit precursor; cytoplasm
Molecular function (GO): snoRNA binding
Source: RefSeq, a predicted model, not a curated record
GGGGAACAUUGUGCAGUAUUAUUGAAUCCCUAAAACAUCAAAACCAUUCGCGGAAGCAAUAAAACUGCCACGACCCCCAGCCAUCCCAGUAUCAUUCCUCUAGUGUCACAAUCGCUUUAUUGUUAAGCAAUAUGCCGAAAGAAGUUGCACCUCGUCAGGGCCGACGCCAUAACCCGCUACACGACGAUCUAGUGGAAAACGAAAGCGGAAAUCUACGGAGAAUUGCGCGGUCCAAGCGGAAAGAAAAGAGCGAAAGUUUUGAGAACUAUGUCGACUCUGGGUCAUCAAAACGAAUUCUAAAAAUUGCUCGAGACCAACAAGAUGAACUUCACGAGGAGGAGGCCAGGAAAAAUGCUGCCCAGGGUGAAUUCUUUGGAUCCGCUGCCCAAAUGCGAUUGCAGGACCAGGAGGAGGAAGAGUCCGAUGAGGAGGAGUAUGAGGAAGCUGAUUUUGGCGAAGAUGAUAUUGUUGAGGAAGUGGAAGUUGAUGAAGGAGAUAUAGAGCUAUUCAAUCAAUUCAUGCCAUCAGGUCAGGGGGCCGCACAGCGGAUAUCUCUUGCGGACAAGAUCUUGGAAAAAAUUGCAGAGCAUGAGGCGAAAUUGGCUGGGCACCCAAUAGGGGACGAAGAGACCUCUACCCUACCACCGAAGAUAAUUGAGGUCUAUACAAAAGUUGGCCUUUUGCUCUCGCGCUACAAAUCCGGGAAGCUUCCUAAAGCCUUUAAGAUCAUCCCAUCGCUUAAUAACUGGGAAGAGAUUCUCUCCAUCACAAGGCCAGAUCAGUGGUCACCCCAUGCUUGCUACGAGGCAACUAGACUCUUUGCUAGUACCAAAGCGAAUCAAUGCCAAAAGUUCCUAAAUGUUGUGCUUCUUGAUCGAGUGCGAGACGACAUCCAGGAGAACAAGAAGCUCAAUGUUCACCUUUAUAAUGCUAUCAAAAAAUCACUAUAUAAGCCUGCAGCAUUCUUCAAAGGAUUCCUAUUCCCUCUUGCUCUGAGUGGAACGUGUACCUUAAAAGAGGCUCAAAUUGUCGGCUCAGUCUUAACACGCAUCUCGGUCCCAGUUCUUCACUCCGCCGCUGCACUUCUCCGCCUAUGCGAAAUGGAUUACACCGGCCCAACAUCCGUUUUCAUUAAAGUUCUAAUUGACAAGAAGUACGCGCUCCCAUACAAAGUUAUCGACGCUCUUGUGUUUCACUUUAUGAGGUUUAAGUCGGUCCCUGAUGCGCUCCCGCUGCUGUGGCACCAGAGCUUUCUGGCUUUCGCCCAGAGAUACAAAAAUGAUAUAACCGAGGACCAGCGAGAUGUGCUUUUGGAUGUCGUGCUUGUCAAAGGCCAUCCGCUUGUUAGCCCUGAGAUCAGGAGGGAGCUCCUGGAAGGGAGAGGCAGGGGUGUCGAGAUUGGGGAAGCUGAUGAUGAUUUGAUGCUAGAUUGA